GAAACAGUCGCGGGAAAACACAAACAUGAUAGUUUCCGAGUGCUAGCUAAGUGGCUACGCGGGCUCGAAUUUGGUUCACGUUGUAUGACUACGUUUACAGAAAGCUACUGAUUUCAAGGAACGUGAAACAACACGGAAGUGAUGAGUGCGGUGAAGGCAGAAGACGUGAAGAGAGGCAUCGCUGUGAUUUGGGAGAACCUGCAGUGUCCGAUAUGUUUGGAUUUGAUGAGCGAACCCAUCUCGACCCAGUGUGACCACCAGUUCUGCAAGUUCUGCAUGACCAAGCUGCUGGAGCGGAAUAAGAGGAAGGAAACCAGCUGCCCUGUGUGUAAGACGAAGGUCACUAAGAGGAGUCUGCAGGAAAGUCCAGGCUUCCAGAAAUUGGUAGAAGGCCUCCGGGAUUUAGUCCGUUCUUAUGAAUUUGAUACACAGACAAACUAUUUUACUGGUUUGCCACAGAGGAGACAUGGCGCUAGUGUUGAGACGGAGUCCAGAGAUCAGCAGGGCAGUGGAGAGAAUACAACCUCCGAAGGGAAAGUGACAGAGAAAGAAGCGACUCUUUCCUCCACAGCAGCAGCUAAAGAUGCUUUCGCAAAACUCAUGUGUCUUGGGGAUUCAUGUCCUGCCACUUCACAACAAGAUCAUUUAGACAGCAGUCUUGGUGAUUUGCCACAAAAAUCUAAAACAAAUCUUGCAGUUGCUGAAAAUGUUCCACUGAGAACGGAAGCCAGUGAUUCUCCAACACAGCAGGAAGUCGCUCCAGAUGAAGGGAAACAUUCCCGCAGACGGUCUAAACGGCUCUGUUUGGAUCCAGACAGAAUUAUGGAUAAACGAGAGAAGAAAAGUGUGCAGAAAGUGUCGGAGUGGUUGCUCAAGAUUUCUCCGGCUUCUGAUGCCCAAGCUGAAGGCAGCCCUGAAGGAGAUUUUCCGAUGUACACAGACAGUGAUGCCGAAAAGGAAAGUACAGCUUCCGCUGCGUCAACGGAGAUCAACGAUUCUGCUAACGAUAAAGCUGAUGCGAGUCUUAUAAGGGAAGUGCCUUGUAGAGGUCUGGAAGAACAAGUGUUUGGGGCAGUCUAUAAACGAGAGUGCAGAGUUGCCAAAAGCAGAGUCACCAAAAGUUUCUUCCCUGCACGAGAGAUAACUCCUGUCAUAUGUUAUGGAAAUCUACCGGAAAAGGAUGAAAAGAUCGAGACGCCCAAGAGGAGGUCGAGUCGUAAGUUGACUCCAGCUGACUUUAUCAGGAAGGCAUCAAAUGAAGAUAAAGAAGAUGGAUCUAAUAAAGAGGAAGUCAAUAAAGGAAGCAAACAAGAAAAGAGCAGCAAGCCGUUAAGGUCCUCAGGUGAGCAGGAAAAAGUGGUGCAGAGUGGUCCUAAUGAAAAUGCUGAACUUACAGAGAGUCCAGCGUUUGAGGUACCUCUGAAGAAACCAGGCCAGAGAUCCAAGAUGCAGGUGGUUUGGCAAGAUGUGGACCGUGACUUGACAGAGAAAGCAAACAACACGGACAACAAGAAAAGAGACCGAACAAGGAAGAGACCGAUCACUCGGAGCAGUCGUGACACUACUAAAGAUGAUGAUUUGGAGAAAGGCAAAAAUGCCAGAUAUGCCAAGUCCCUUGCUCUAGUCAGUGCUGGACCUGAGAUAGUUGAGCUGAGUGAGAAGGUCCCAAGUAAUCCAAAAUUAAUCGAGGCUGAAGUUAAUAUUGAAAGUUAUCCUAGUAGUACAGAGCUGAAGUCUCCUGAUGCUCGGAAAACCAGACGAAGCUUAAGGCUUCAGGAGUUCACUGCAGAAGUGCAAGGUCUUCCGAGAAGAAAGCGUUCGAAACGAGCUCUCCCAAAACCUGCUGACGGACCUGAAAAUAAUCCGUCUGCUAACCUGGAUGAGCCAAAUGCCAAGACUGCUCAUGUUGGUACAAGCCAGAUUAAUGCUUCACAGAGUGAGAAACCAGAAUGUUCCAUGAGGAGAAACGGUUGUGUUUGCAACGAUGACUUUGAAAACAUCGAAAUCAUGCAGUCGAGUGAGGAUGCGGCUGCUCCUAAGUGUGUGUCUGAGGCGACUAUAGCUGAAGAAAAUUCAGUCUUUUCCGUUGUUCCAGACUCUGUGGAUCAGGAUAAGGACAUUCUCCCUUAUUCUACCAAAGCUGCAAACUUGACAAGUCCCUUAGCAGCUCUGGUUCCAGAAACUUUACCACAGAAACACCAGGAUUCACCAUCUACAAAAACACAGACACCUGCUGUUGAGCACAGAGAUACUGAACAAGAAGACGACACCAACGAUAGUGAACUUGACACCGAGCAACUCAUGAAGACCUUCAAAGGCACCAAGAGAAAGUCCUUCUACCUGGGUAGUCCCAGGACUUCACACUCCAGAACCCAAGAUAAAUCCCUUACUCAGAUUUCAGAGGAAGACAAGCAAGAGAGCGUAGAUCAAACUGAGAUCCCGGGGAUCUCUCCGAACAGUGAUCAAGUUUUGCCUUCAAAUUCAUCUGAGGUAGCACCCCAUGUGACAACGUCUCAAACAUCUCAAAGCUGUGUUGCAAGUGUCGGUCUGCUUCAGGUGAAAUCACCUGCUCUUCCAACAGACACCCAAAAACACAAUUCCAGCAGAACCUCAGGUGCCAGUGACCAUCCGGAGUCUCAAGAUGCUCAAGAUUCCAGGCCUCUUUUCAAGGCUGACCUUGCAAAUUCUGUCCUGCUUUUCUCUACAAGCAUGACCCAAGAGGAACCACAAAUCUCUCACAACAAGGACUCAACAAAGUCUCCAAAGUCUUCAGAAAUUCAAGGGCGCAAAAUCUCCAGCAUUCCACUGGGAACCAUCACCAGCUCUGAAACUCAGUGUAACAAUUUCGAGUCCUCAGUCACCCCAGAUGGCCUUGUACCAAAUGGUCCUGAAGCUCCGGAACUUGCAACCACUCAGAACGUGGAUAAGCUGGAUGAGGGAGAAUUUCUUUCUCAGCCAUGUUUGCAGAGGAAGAGGAAGGCUCAGAAACUAGAGUCUUCAGAUUCUGAAUCCAGUGUUGAGAGUGAUGAACUUCCCCCACUUGCGCAGAUAUUUAAAUCUCAACAUCCGUCCCCACCUUCUGCCAAAGAUUCAGUGGAAAACUCUUUAAACCAAGAAGUUAAAGAGCAAAGCCCAAAGCCAGGUGAAGAACCUGCAAGUCAGGAUAGUCACUCUUGCAGUGAACCAGAACCUCAGUCCAGUUCCUCAAGCCAGUGUGUUGCCCCUUAUCAGAACCCGCAGUCUGUUCAAGAUGUAAAUUCUAAUGAUGUAUGUGACGGUGGCAUUCCUGACCCUGCUUGCAGGGAUGAGUGGAUUACUUCUAGUCAAGGAUCUGUGGAUCUUUUUGGGACACCACGGGAAACUGAAGAAAUAGCCGGUGGUGCUGAAGAAGUAGCCGGUGGUGCUGAAGAAGUAGCCGGUGGUGCUGAAGAAGUAGCCGGUGGUGCUGAAGAAGUAGCCGGUGGUGCUGAAGAAGUAGCCGGUGGUGCUGAAGAAGUAGCCGGUGUCAAUACAGGGCUUUCCUUUGAGUCGUCUCAAUACUCGAGCGAGAUUAUUACCACUCAGCAGAGAGACGACAUGCAGCAGGAGUUGCACAGGUUGGAGAGAAUGAUGGCUUUAGUGACUGAGGCUCUCCAGAAGAAAGAUGGCGACUUAGACGAUAAAACUAAGACGGAGGACAGCGAUCAGCACUCAGGGCAGCAAGGCAGAGUGAGAAGUCAGCGAUCCUGUAAAAGCGGAAGGCAGCCGCCUCAGAGGUCAGAGGUCAAAAGUCAGCAUGGUGUGGCUGAGGAUUCGACCGUUGAUGUGAUGGAUGAGAAGGAGCCGAACGAGCCGAUGGAAGAAACCAUCGGAGAGCGUACAUUAAAGAACAAGUGCAGAACGGAAAGUGGAGGCAGAAUGGAGCUGGUGGCGUCGGGGCUCAGUGCCGCUGAACAGGUCCUGUUGAAGAAAUUUGCGAGGAAGAUGAAGGCUAGUGUAAGCAAUCAGGUCACUCCCACUACAACUCACAUCAUCAUCAAGACAGAUGGAGACUUGGUGUGUGAGCGAACGCUAAAGUACUUCCAAGGAAUCGCCGGCAGGAAGUGGGUGGUGAGCUUCCUGUGGAUCUCAGAGUGCUUCAAACACGGCAAACUUCUGGCUGAAGCUCCGUACGAGGUUUGCGGUGACGUCGUUAACGGACACGACCACAGAGGACCCCAAAAAGCCCGGACUGCUGCGGAUAACGACCUGCUGAUGAAAGGAUGUGAGAUCUGUUUCCAGGGCUCCUUCACAGACAUGACCACAGAUCAGAUGGAGGUCCUGGUGGAGUUGUGUGGUGCUACGGUCGUGAAAGAUCCGCUGAUGUUCUCCAGAAAGGGUAUCCGUUAUCAGCUGGUGGUGGUUCAGCCCAGCCCUGAAGACUCUCAGUCGUAUUACGCAGCUCUACAGAAAAAAGCCACUGUAGUGACUCGGAGCUGGCUGUUAGAUUCAGUCGCCACGUACAUGCUCCAGAAUCCAUCUGAUUAUAAACCGUGAUGAUGAUGAUGAUGAUGAUGAUGAUGAUUGUGAUGAUGGUGAUGAUGAUGGUGAUGUUUUUCUUCCAUUGCUCUCUCUGCUUGUUUUUAAACUCCUUCUCUCCUCAUCUGCACUUUAUUAGCACAGGGCUCUGUUCAUCACUACUUUUCCUUUUACUUUAAUUCCCCAGAAAAAAACCAAACUGUUUUAAGGUGUGCUGUAAAUAAGACUUUCUCCGUGUACAUUUCAGUAUAAAACUUUCAACAAGUCACGUGUACUUGGUAACGUUUUUUGGGGUUUUUUUUUUUGCAUCACCGUGUACGUUGGCAAACACACACACACACACACAUAAACACACACACAUUUCUGUUGUGCUUUUGCUUGCUCAGAGUUUCUGUCUCUGACACGGCCAUUAAUAAUGAAAGCUUUAGAGUUUCCUCCUUCAGGCCCCGCGGGAACUGUAAAAGCACAGUCUCACGGGUUCUCCAUCCAUCUACUAUCAAUCUGUCCAUCCUU
Hemibagrus wyckioides is the source of this 5010-nucleotide messenger RNA. RefSeq names its product breast cancer type 1 susceptibility protein homolog. The transcript has 20 exons. Gene Ontology annotation, biological process: negative regulation of fatty acid biosynthetic process; positive regulation of transcription by RNA polymerase II; double-strand break repair via homologous recombination. Gene Ontology annotation, molecular function: ubiquitin-protein transferase activity; metal ion binding. Bases 142 to 4515 code for a protein of 1457 amino acids. The record is from RefSeq and is a predicted model, not a curated record. NCBI's taxonomy places the organism in Eukaryota, Metazoa, Chordata, Actinopteri, Siluriformes, Bagridae. Gene Ontology annotation, cellular component: BRCA1-A complex; plasma membrane; BRCA1-BARD1 complex.